CAACGGAUAACAUUUCUGCUGGCUCCGAUAAUUAACUAACAGUACCUGAAGAACACCAAAAAUGGCGUCUUUAUCAGCCAAAUUAGCAUUGACAAGAAGAGGCAAAGGUGAAGACGUGUACGUAGCAGCAGUGCCUUUAAGAGCUUCAAAAGGAGUCGCCCAACUAGUUAUGUCUGCUGCUUAUAACUCCUUCAAUCUUUGGGAUUUGCAGCAUUUCAUGGUCAUCGUUAAACCCUAUCCAUCUCAGGAUUUUAUAGUUUUUGAUUUUCAACCGGAAGAUCCAGAAAGUAUACAAACAGCAGUUGCAGCUUUAGCUGGUAAAGCAGUUCCAGGAACUGUUCUUGUGAGGAGAAUGACAAAAUUACCAAGAAGAAAAUGCUGGUUCAUUGGAUCUUCUAAAGAGGAUGAUGGUGUAGAUGUUGCAACUAAGUUCAAUAAUAGUUGGGAUACUUAUCUCAAAGUUGGCCACCAUGAUUGUCGUCACUAUACUAAUGGAUUGGUGGAGCUUCUUACCGGUGAAGAACAUGUUCUAGAGCGGUUGAGAAGAACCGACAGCCGGAGUUUAAGUCAUGAGCGGAACUAAGAGACAAGGUGGGCGAUUGUUUUCUAUCUCUUUUAGUAUAUUUUUCUUCCUCUCAUCAUCAACCAAUUAUUUUAAUUUUCUUGUUCCGCCACUGAAAGGCGGCAUAAACAUAGAGAAUACAUCCAUCAUGAUCUUAGUUAACUUUUAUGUAAAUAGUUAUUAUUUUCCACAAUUAGUAGCUAUUUGUAUAUGCUAUAAGAAUAGAAAUUUGUAUUGAGAAACAUAUCAAUGGAAAUGAAUAUCAUUUCAACAA
Mercurialis annua (annual mercury) is the source of this 836-nucleotide messenger RNA. RefSeq lists its product as uncharacterized. The coding region runs from base 62 to 583 and encodes 173 amino acids. The record is from RefSeq and is a predicted model, not a curated record. Lineage: Eukaryota; Viridiplantae; Streptophyta; Magnoliopsida; Malpighiales; Euphorbiaceae. The transcript is spliced from 4 exons.